AGAUCGGUAUCGUGCUAGAACACUUUCCUAUUGAGAGACUGAAGGAUUGUCAGAGGUUGAGGUUGGUUUAAUAUCACUCUCAUCCAUUGCAGCUAAGUGGAGCAUUCCCCUUGACAACUUUAAAAAUAUUAUUAAGUUAUCGGAGAUUAAUAUUACUCAACAACGUGGACAGAGGAUGUUUACACGAAUGAUCAGAAAACCUGCGGUAUUUUCUCGCCUUUUCAGUAGACUGCUCGAUGAACGCCCAUCGUUGGAAAAAGUAGUCCCUUUAAGUCGCAGUCUCGACCAGCACAGACCUGAGUCUCAGCGUUUCUUUACUUCAGACAGAGAGGGGAGUCAAGAGGUCACUAUACGUCGAGGAAGAAUGGAAGACGUCCCUGGUGUCUGGAAACUGACAGCGGAGGCCAAGUGGAAUAUUCAUCAAGAUAUGAUUGAGACCCACUUCAAAAUAAGUGAAAAUGGCUGGACCGUUGCAGAAAAGGAGGGAGAUAUUGUGGGUUGCCAUCUGUCGCAUGACUUUAGUGAUGGCCUGAAGACAGCCGGUCACUUUAUAGUGUCCUCAAAGUUGAGGGGUCAUGGUGUUGGUGAGUAUAUUAUAGCAAUUUCCAUCUAA
This is a messenger RNA of Lingula anatina, 613 nucleotides long. RefSeq lists its product as uncharacterized. The record is from RefSeq and is a predicted model, not a curated record. Lineage: Eukaryota; Metazoa; Brachiopoda; Lingulata; Lingulida; Lingulidae.